Carassius auratus (goldfish) is the source of this 362-nucleotide messenger RNA. Its product is annotated as lymphocyte antigen 6D-like. The record is from RefSeq and is a predicted model, not a curated record. The transcript is spliced from 3 exons. Lineage: Eukaryota; Metazoa; Chordata; Actinopteri; Cypriniformes; Cyprinidae. The coding region runs from base 39 to 344 and encodes 101 amino acids.
CUGAAACAGACACUGUUUCAUUCAGCUCCUGAUCAACGAUGGAUCUGCAAAUCUCACUUUUUCUUCUGUUCGUUCUCUUCACUGCAGGACACUCUUUCAGCUGUUAUGAGUGUGUUAGUAUGACGGGUUCUUGUUCGGAUCAAAAGGUAAAAACAUGUCCCAGUGGAUUCUCCAAGUGCACGAGUUUAACAACAGUUACACAAGUUGGUGGCAUUAACCAGAAGAUAAAAGAUUGUACUCCUGACUGUGUAAAUGGAUCCAUGAACCUCGGGAUUGUGGGGACGACGUCAGUGUGCUGUAACACAGACCUGUGUAACGUCAAAGACGCUCCAGGUAUUGUCUGAUUUACUGACCAUAUACAA